AUGUCUCAAAUUCCACUUCACAAAAUUGUCCUCUACAAUAAUGGAUUAUGUUCCUUUGAGAGAAGAACGACUGAUCCCAUGAAAGGAGAUCAAGAAAUGACUCUCUUCUUUAAAAAUUCAAAUUAUCAAGAUGUUACAAAAUCCGUCUGCUUCUCCACUCGGGGUGCUUCCGACUCUUCGAGUUCUGGUAGUAGUAGCGUUUCAAGUGUCUCUUAUCAAAACACAGUUGAAGAGACAGAUAAGCUCAACAUUUCCAUUCCAGAGCAUGCUCCCUUGACUGGAAUGUUGAAAGAACUGAAAGGAGCAUCUGUAACGUUAUCUUUCCAUGGAGGUAGUUCAGAUGUCUCUGGUGUCUUGUUGGGAGUGGAGGACAUGAUGGAUCCUCUCACCAAAGUGAGUGUUCCCUCAGUGGCUCUCUUUACCAAGAAUUGCACCAUUCAGAAUUUCAUCUUGUCCAAUGUGGCAGGAGUCAAAUUCAACGAUCCGAACAUUCAAGCCGAUGUUCAACACAGUUUGGAGUCGUACAUUAGUCAGAGAAAUAAGGAUCUUUUCAAUUUGACUGUUUUCACUAAGGGAGAGAAUGAGUACAUGGUUCAAGCCAAUUAUGAUGAAAUGUCUCAACCUUGGGCACCAACGUAUCGAUUUAAAUUUCAAACCAGUGAUAGUGAUGGCAAUAGUAGGGAAGGUGAAGAGAACAAUAAGAAUGGUCAGAGUCAGGCAAAGGGUCUUUUGGAUUGCUUAGCCAUUAUUAAGAACGAUCAAGAAGAGGACUACUCGAAUGUUCAACUCGUACUGGUCACUGGUGCUCCACCUGUGGCCAACUCGAGUUUGAAUUCAUCAUCCUCUGCUCAAAGUGGAGGUAUGAAUAUUUCCAUCGUGUAUGUCAAAUCAGGAAAUUCAUUCUCCAUGCAAGUGAAUCCUUCCACUCUUGUUGAUGAAGUGAAAAGACGUAUUCAAAACUCUCAAAACAUUUCUUACAAGCGAAUCAAGUUAUUCUUUGCUGGUAAACAAUUGGAAGAAGGAAGAAUGAUGAGUGAUUACAACAUUCAAAACGAGAGUCGAAUUCAUUUGAAAGAGGAUAGUACAACGGAAGAGUCGAGUGAGAGUAUCACUGAAAAUUCCACAUUAUUAGGGUCAUCUCAGUCGCUUCGUAUGGCUGACUCUUCUAAUUUGUCGUUCUUUGAAAUUGAAUAUCCAAUUACUGUGAAACGCAAACAACAGGCCAUGAUUUCUUUCCUCAAGAAGGAGGUGGAUGUGAAGAAAGUGUUGCUCUUUAAUGAAAGUAUCAAGACUGGAAAUCCAUUGAAUGCUGUCAUCUUUCAGAACACUACAGGAUAUGUCUUGGAACCUGGUAACAUUACAUUCAGAGAUGAGAAUGAUAAUGUUGUGGGAGAAUCGGUUUUGAGUCAAAUGUGGAAUCAAGAUGAAACCUUGUUACCCAUCUCUCUUCAAUUGGCCAUUGAGGUGACAAAAGAUUUCAAUAUCAGUCAAACAGAAUACCAUCAAAUUAUGAUUAAGAAUGGUACCAUUUCAUUGUACAAGUACAAGAAACAAACAACAACCUAUGAUUUCAAUAAUAAGAGUCAUCACAAGUAUGAAGAAGUUUAUGUGGAUCACAUGUUUGUCGAUGGAUGGGAUUUGGAGAGUGCUGAAGGAUUUGUCAAUGCUGAGCCAUGUGAUAUUACGGAUCGAUAUUAUCGUUUCAGUGGAGAGUUGUUGCCGAAUGAGAAGAAAAAGUUUUCUGUCACAGAAAAAGCCAUCAAAGUCGACACCAUUGAUAUUAAUUCCAUCUCAUCAGAGGUCUUGCAAAAACAUGCCAAAUACAUCCAAGAUUUAUCCGUAUUGAAAGCAUUGCAAGACUCUAUCGAGUUGAGAAGAGAAGCAGAUGCGAUCAUGAGUCGAAUUUAUCUCACCGAGUCAGAAAUUCGAGAAGUGAAAGACGAUCAACAACGUAUUCGAAGUAAUAUCGAAGUCGUGAAGAGUAACAAUCAACAACAAAUGAAGUAUAUUACAGAGUUGUCCAAGAAGGAUGAUGAACUUGUGGAAUUAUAUGCUCUCAAGAAGCGACUUGAAGAGGAGAAGAAUAAUAUUAAUAAGAAACAAAAACAAGUGGUCAUGUCUAUUCACUUGAAUGAAGAAAUAGUUCUCGAGGAGAAAAAGUGA
Naegleria fowleri is the source of this 2163-nucleotide messenger RNA. RefSeq lists its product as uncharacterized. Gene Ontology annotation, molecular function: ubiquitin protein ligase binding; protein tag activity. The record is from RefSeq and is a predicted model, not a curated record. Gene Ontology annotation, biological process: modification-dependent protein catabolic process; protein ubiquitination. Bases 1 to 2163 code for a protein of 720 amino acids. Gene Ontology annotation, cellular component: cytoplasm; nucleus. Lineage: Eukaryota; Heterolobosea; Eutetramitea; Acrasida; Naegleriidae. The transcript has a single exon.